Molecule: messenger RNA, 4237 nt
Organism: Mesoplodon densirostris (Blainville's beaked whale)
Lineage: Eukaryota; Metazoa; Chordata; Mammalia; Artiodactyla; Ziphiidae
Gene: ANO8
Product: anoctamin 8
Exons: 18
Coding region: 204-3929 (1241 amino acids)
Biological process (GO): chloride transmembrane transport
Cellular component (GO): plasma membrane
Molecular function (GO): chloride channel activity
Source: RefSeq, a predicted model, not a curated record
GCCCAGGGCCGGGAAGGAGAAUCGAGGUUCGGCGCGGGCGGGGACGAGAAGCAGCGCUCGGGCACGCGGGGACGGCGGCCGGCGCGGGCGGGCGCGGCCUUUGUCUCCUCCUCUGGCGCGCUCCGUGGCUGCACCCGCCCCAUGAGCCCGCGGUCCCCCAGCGCCUGAGCCGCCCGCAGCCCCUGACCUGACCUGCCCUCGCAAUGGCCGAAGCUGCCUCCGGCGCCGGGGGCACGUCCCUGGAGGGUGAGCGUGGCAAGAGGCCCCCGCCGGACGGCGAGCCUGCAGCCCCGGCGUCCGGAGUUCUGGAUAAGCUUUUUGGGAAGCGGCUCCUGCAGGUGGGUCGGUACCUGGUGUCCCACAAGGCAUGGAUGAAGACGGUGCCCACAGAGAACUGCGACGUGUUAAUGACCUUCCCAGACACGACCGAUGACCACACGCUGCUAUGGCUGCUGAACCACAUCCGCGUGGGCAUCCCCGAGCUCAUCGUGCAAGUCCGCCACCAUCGCCACACGCGUGCCUACGCCUUCUUUGUCACCGCCACGUAUGAGAGCCUACUCAGAGGGGCCGACGAGCUGGGUCUGCGCAAAGCAGUGAAGACUGAGUUUGGCGGGGGCACCCGCGGCUUCUCCUGCGAGGAGGACUUCAUCUACGAGAAUGUGGAGAGUGAGCUGCGCUUCUUCACCUCCCAGGAGCGCCAGAGCAUCAUCCGCUUCUGGCUGCAGAACCUCCGUGCCAAGCAGGGAGAGGCACUGCACAAUGUGCGCUUUCUGGAGGACCAGCCAAUCAUCCCUGAACUGGCGGCCCGCGGGAUCAUCCAGCAGGUGUUCCCAGUCCACGAGCAGCGCAUCCUGAACCGCCUCAUGAAGUCAUGGGUGCAGGCUGUGUGUGAAAACCAGCCUCUAGAUGAGAUCUGCGACUACUUUGGCGUGAAGAUUGCCAUGUACUUCGCCUGGCUGGGUUUCUACACAUCGGCAAUGGUGUACCCGGCAGUCUUCGGCUCUGUCCUGUACACAUUCACAGAGGCUGAUCAGACAAGCCGGGAUGUAUCCUGCGUGGUCUUUGCCCUCUUCAACGUGGUCUGGUCAACGCUCUUCUUGGAGGAGUGGAAACGGAGGGGAGCAGAGCUGGCCUACAAGUGGGGGACGCUGGACUCACCCGGGGAAGCUGUGGAGGAGCCACGGCCCCAGUUCAGGGGCGUGCGGCGCAUCAGCCCCGUGACUCGGGCCGAGGAGUUCUACUACCCGCCCUGGAAGCGGCUGCUUUUCCAGCUGCUUGUGAGUCUCCCCUUGUGCCUCACCUGCCUGGCCUGUGUGUUCCUGCUCAUGCUCGGCUGCUUCCAGCUGCAGGAGCUGGUGCUGAGUGUGAAGGGGCUGCCCCGUCUCGCCCGCUUCCUGCCCAAAGUCAUGCUGGCCCUGCUGGUCAGUGCAAGCGCCGAGGGCUACAAGAAGCUGGCCGUCUGGCUCAACGACAUGGAGAACUACCGGCUGGAGAGCGCCUACGAGAAGCACCUCAUCAUCAAGGUUGUCCUGUUCCAAUUCGUCAACUCAUACCUGAGCCUCUUCUACAUUGGCUUCUACCUCAAGGACAUGGAGCGCCUGAAAGAGAUGCUGGCCACUCUGCUGAUCACCCGCCAGUUCCUCCAGAAUGUUCGAGAGGUCUUGCAGCCGCACCUGUACCGGCGGCUGGGCCGUGGCGAGCUUGGCCUGCGGGCUGCCUGGGAGCUGGCCCGUGCCCUGCUUGGCCUACUGAGCCUCCGGCGCCCUGCACGCCACCUCGAACCCCAGGCUGAAGAGGGUGUCGAUGGCAGCAGUGGUGGGGGGGGCCGCAGGUGUCUCAGUGGGGCCUGCGGGGCACCUGAGGAGGAGGAGGAGGCCACAAUAGAGCGUCGGCCAGCAGGGGAAGGUGGGGAGGUGGGGGACGGGCCUCCGGGGGGCAGGGAGGAGGAGGAGGACGAGGAGGAGGAGGAGGACGAAGAGGAGGAGGAGGAGGAGGAGGAGGAAGGCGAGGAGGGUGGCCUCCUAGACUGCGGGCUUCGGCUGAAGAAGGUCAGCUUUGCUGAGCGGGGGGCUGGGCGGCGGCGGCUGGGCCCAAGCCCGGAGGCCCUCCUGGAGGAGGGGAGCCCCACCAUGGUGGAGAAGGGGCUGGAAGCUGGUGUGUUCACGCUGGCUGAGGAGGACGAUGAGGCCGAGGGGGCUCCCAGCAGCCCUGAACGGGAGCCCCCGGCUGUCCUGCUCCGCCGGGCCAGAGGUGAGGGCCGCGACCAGGGCCCCGAUGGGGGCCCAGACCCAGAGCCGGGCUUGGGUGACUCAGCCCGGAAGCAGCAGCGGCAGAACCGGUCAUCUUGGAUCGACCCACCCGAGGAGGAACACUCGGCCCAGCUCACCCAGGCCGAGCUCGAGAGCUGUAUGAAGAAAUAUGAGGACACGUUCCAGGACUACCAGGAGAUGUUCGUGCAGUUUGGCUACGUCGUGCUCUUCUCAUCUGCCUUCCCCCUGGCUGCCCUCUGCGCCCUCAUCAACAACCUCAUCGAGAUCCGCAGUGACGCCCUCAAGCUGUGCACGGGGCUGCAGCGGCCCUUUGGGCAGCGGGUGGAGAGCAUUGGCCAGUGGCAGAAGGUGAUGGAGGUCAUGGGCGUCCUGGCAAUCGUAGUCAACUGCUAUCUAAUUGGCCAGUGUGGGCAGCUGCAGCGCCUCUUCCCCUGGCUCAGCCCCGAGGCGGCCAUCGUGUCCGUGGUGGUGCUUGAGCACUUCGCUCUGCUUCUCAAGUACCUCAUCCACGUGGCCAUCCCCGACAUCCCAGGCUGGGUGGCUGAGGAGAUGGCCAAGCUGGAGUACCAGCGCCGGGAGGCCUUUAAGAGACAUGAGCGCCAGGCCCAGCACCGCUACCAGCAGCAGCAGCGGCGGAGGCGGGAGGAGGAGGAGCGCCAGCGCCACGCGGAACAUCAUGCCCGCAGGGAGCGCGACGCCAGUGGCCGGGAGGAAGCUCGGCCUGAGGGCUCCGGGUUGGACCCUGCUGCCCCAGAGAAGGCCUCGGCCAAGGCCAAGGGCAGUGGGGCGGCAGGAGGCCAUGGGCCGGAGCGGCCCAAGCGCCCGGGGUCCCUGCUGGCACCUAACAACGUCAUGAAGCUGAAGCAGAUCAUCCCACUGCAGGGCAAGUUCCUGUCGUCCGGGGCUGCAUCCUCGCUGGCCGGCGCGGGGGCCAACCUCACUGCCCGGCCGCCCCCUGCCCCGUCUCCCACAGGCAGUGACACCCGCCUGCCAGCCUUCCUCAGCUUCAAAUUCCUCAAGUCGCCCGAGACCCGGCGGGACCCAGAGCGUAGCCACUCGCCGCCCAAGGCCUUCCACGCCAGCAAGCUCUUCCCCUUCGGCGGGGCCCGGGCUGAGGCCGGGUCCAACGGGGCGGGCGGGCAGGCCCGGCAGGACGGGACCCCCAGCGGUGGCAGUGGUGGUAGCCGAGCCCAGCGGAGUUGGCCGGCAGACGAGGCCGCAGCUGAGGAGCCGGACACACCCCGGCCCGAAGAGGAAGGCUCAGGGACAGCGCCGGCCCCUGUGGGCGCCCCGGCCCUCCGCACCCGCCACAGCCGGAGCCCUGCGCCGCCGCCGCCGCCGCCAACACCGCUACCCCGGUCCCCGACGCCACCCGCCGGCUGCUGGCAGUGGGACGGGCCGUGGGGUUGCGGGGGCGAGGGCGCCACCCCCCGCCAGGCCCCUGCCGCCGCCGCCGAGUGUCCGCCCUGCGCCCUCGCCGGGCCCCUGCCCGCCCUGGCAGCUGGCGUCCUGCCGGUGGACGCCAGCUUCUACAGCCUCCCGCCGCCGCCGCUGCCUCCCACCUCCGAGCCCCCGGAGCCCCCGGCACCGUCGCCCAGCCCCAGCUCCAGUCCCAGUCCCAGUCCCCAGGCCGUGUGCUGGCCCAGCGGCUGGCAUUAGCUCCGCCCGCCCUGCCUUCCUGUUUUCAUAUGCAAUAUCAAUCACGGACGGGUCGGCAGCCGCCACCCAGAAAACGCUGCUGUCGGUGUAUCCCAGUAUUGGCUACCCCCUCCUGGGUCAGGGCCGGGGGCCUGGGGCCCCUCUAUCUGCCGUUUUCCUUUCGACCAGGAUGGGGGGAAAGGAAAGGAAACCCCCCCAAAACAACAGAAAACACACACAGAAUAGGCGAUUAUUUAUUUGUUUUUAAUUUAUUUUGUCAUAUUUUUGUAAAACGGCAGAAAUGCAAUAAAAAGUAUAUUUCAACAGUG